Molecule: messenger RNA, 837 nt
Organism: Stegodyphus dumicola
Lineage: Eukaryota; Metazoa; Arthropoda; Arachnida; Araneae; Eresidae
Source: RefSeq, a predicted model, not a curated record
AUGGAUAGAAAUUCAGGACUAAAGUUCUUCGUGGACAGUGGAGCAGAUGUAUCAUUGCUGCCAGCAUGUUCUACAACAAAGGGAUCGUGUGACUACAAAUUACAUGCUGCUAAUAUGACAGAAAUACCGACUUUUGGUAUAAAGGUACUUACUGUAGAUUUAGGACUGAGACGCCCAUUCCAAUGGCCGUUCAUCGUUGCCAAGGUAAGCAAAGGCAUAUUAGGUGCAGAUUUUUUGAAUCAGUUUCAUUUAUUAAUUGAUAUAAAAAAGAAACAGUUAAUUGAUGGCAAAGUCUCAAGUGAUAUAAUGUCAAUUGGGGUUGAUCAUGUUAUAUCUACCAUAAAUAAUUCUUUGAAAUUUGCUGAACUACUAUGUCAGUACCCAAAUAACACUAAACCUAAUGUGCUAAAUAAACAAACAAAGCGUAAUGUUAAACACUAUAUUUGUACAAAAGGCCAACCUGUGUAUGCACGUGCACGACAGUUAGAUGCAUACAAACUGAAAUUGGCAAAGCAAGAAUUCAAGUUUAUGCUUGAUAACAAUAUCAUCCGACCAUCAAAAUCCCAGUGGGCCAGUCCUCUACAUUUAGUAAACAAAAAAGAUGGAACUCUUAAACCUUGUGAGGAUUAUAGACUACUAAAUGCUCAGACAGAUGAGGAUAAGCCAAAAACAGCUAUCAUUACACCAUUUGGGUUAUUCGAGUUUAAUGUAAUGAGUUUUGGACUUAGGAAUGCACCAUCGACGUUUCAGCGUUUUGUGCAUGAAGUAAUCCAAGGUCUUGAUUUUGUGUUCCCUUACUUGGAUGAUGUAUUAAUAGCCUCAUCAUCAGGAGCAUAG